UUGCUAUUCUCGUAGCCGUUGCGCAGUGCGGAUUUUACACACGCAAAUAGCGUAAACUGGAGCCUUGUGAACGUGCAACGGGACAUAAAAGAGAGUACGUUUGUAUUCAGAAUUCCUCCCUUCAGCAAGAAACGACUCUGUGGCCAUUCAAUCAAAGGUGGAAAAACGUGCGUGGACCUUCAGAAAACAGAGAUAAAUUCAGUGUGUGUCUCCUCUUUUCAGUUUAAUUUGAGCUGCGUGGUGCACAAGGGCCCCUUUGCACACUGUUUGGAUGUUGGAGUUUGCAACCCUACUGUUAGAGUGUAAAGCCUAAACAUGGUGAGGCUGGAGCUGGAUCAGGUGGUGAUGAGGAGGAUGAAGGAGGAUGACAUAGAGGUGGUCAAAGCCCUUAUCAAGGAGGGCUGUGAGGGCACAGAAAACCGUCUCAUCUUGCACAUCCUUACUCGUCCGCUCUGCCUCUUCAUCCUGGCUGUCUUCUCCUCAAUCUUGCGCUGCCUUGUCCACUCCUUUAUCCUAGCACUUGCUAUUCCUGUCUUCCUGCUAACUGUCUUUCUCAAGAUCACCAUACCGCGGUCCAUAGGGGUUCUGGGCAGCAGCCGCCCCUACUGGGACUACAUGGGGAGCAGCUACAGAGGGACACAGGAUGAGACGCUGCAGAAUCCCUACUCCAGGAUCAGUGGCAAGACGCCAGUGAUUAAAAGGCAAAGACGCAGAAUUGACCCCAAAGACAAGGACAAAGAGAUGUCAGAGAAGGUCACCCCAGAGAGGGAACAGACAGCGGGGCAGGUCUGGGUUGCAGACUGCGAGGGUGACAUCCUGGGUUGCAUCUUCAGAGAAAGUGAGAAUCGAGCAGGCAUCAGGAGGAUCUGCAGAUUGGUGACGGGCAGCUGGUACCGCAGGGAGGGCCUGGGUCGGCUGCUAGUCCAAAGUCUGGAACAGAGAGAGAGGGAGACUGGUGCUCAUAGAGUGUAUGCACACGUCCCCUACCCCUCCAAGGUGGGGGAGGUCUUCUUCAGGAAGCUGGGUUUUCUGCAACUUGGGGAGGGGCCUGAUGAAGAAGACAGCGAGGAAAAAAACCUGGAGACUCCUCAGAGAAGCUUUCUGGGAUACCCCCUCACUAAGGUGUUUUACAAAGACCUGUGAUUGAGUGAUGAUGGACUAAUGGAUAGAAAAAAGUGUUGCAGGGAGUGUCUAAAAGUAAAUAAGACUCUGGAUUUCUGCUGAUGGAAGUAAUGUCAUUGCUGCAAUUUGUUUGGAUAUUUGUUUAAGUUAAGAAUUUAUUGACUAUUUGUUUAUUUAUGCCAGUAUUUAUUUACUGUUUGUGUUGCUGUUCUGAGCAUAUUUAUACCUCAUCAUCAUCAUCAUCGUAUAAAGUACCAUCUCUACAUUUUCAUAAAACCAAUGGUUUAUUAUCUAGUACUUCAACAAUGACAUAAUGAGGCUUCACUGUCACAGUUCUCUCAUCAUUUGCAUCAAAAUAAAAUAUUUAUGUAGAAUGUGUUUCCUAAA
Scatophagus argus is the source of this 1509-nucleotide messenger RNA. It is a transcript of the gene nat14, whose product is annotated as N-acetyltransferase 14 (GCN5-related, putative). Lineage: Eukaryota; Metazoa; Chordata; Actinopteri; Scatophagidae. Gene Ontology annotation, molecular function: N-acetyltransferase activity. The record is from RefSeq and is a predicted model, not a curated record. Bases 316 to 1143 code for a protein of 275 amino acids. The transcript has 4 exons.